Zingiber officinale is the source of this 516-nucleotide messenger RNA. RefSeq names its product 36.4 kDa proline-rich protein-like. Lineage: Eukaryota; Viridiplantae; Streptophyta; Magnoliopsida; Zingiberales; Zingiberaceae. Bases 1 to 516 code for a protein of 171 amino acids. The transcript has a single exon. The record is from RefSeq and is a predicted model, not a curated record.
AUGUCAAGCUCUCGGAUUCUGACGGUUCCUUCUCCAGAGGUACCCAUCUUAACCGUACCUGUCGAACCCACCCCUAUAGUAUUCACUGUACCACCAGCGGUACCACCUUCGACACAUCCGACACCUACUCCAGCCGUGCCUACUGCAUACCCGACACCACCGCCACCUGUGUCUGCUACUGCAUACCCGACACCCGCACCAGCAGUACCAGUUGCUCCUUAUCUGGUACCACCACCUAUCAUACCUCCAAUUGCUGCUACCUAUAUUUUACCUGCAGUGCCACCGGCGGUACCUACCCCGACUUAUGCAACAACACCAGGGGUACCUUCCCCGGCCUAUCCAGUGGUACCACUUGUAGUACCAGCUCCAGUGGUUCCGUCAGUUCCUGCGACGAUCCCUACUCAUCCUACUGAUAUGAUUGCGGCACGAGCUUGGAUCCCAGCUUUGUUAGAGUCGGUGAAAAGCCGAUUCACGCUAUUCCACGAGGAGACCGAUCUGAGCAUGGCUCAGUCUUGA